Molecule: messenger RNA, 2099 nt
Organism: Limulus polyphemus (Atlantic horseshoe crab)
Lineage: Eukaryota; Metazoa; Arthropoda; Merostomata; Xiphosura; Limulidae
Product: TWiK family of potassium channels protein 7-like
Exons: 2
Coding region: 249-1670 (473 amino acids)
Biological process (GO): stabilization of membrane potential; potassium ion transmembrane transport
Cellular component (GO): membrane
Molecular function (GO): potassium ion leak channel activity
Source: RefSeq, a predicted model, not a curated record
AUAUCUGAAGUUCCUAAAUCAGUUAAAUUUUCUAUUGUUAACAAUGCCGUGUAUGUCCAGUAGCUAGGUUGAAUAUCAUAAUCAACAACUGACCAGAGGAAGACCUGAAGUUUUUAAAGCUAGUAAUGCGAAUUAAUAAAGGCCGAGAACGGUGUUGAGGACGACAGAAACACCAUCUUUUGACUUGAAGAUUGAGGAACGUGCGACAGCCCAUUCCGAGCUCUAGUGGGCCUGCUAAUGGCUCUGAGAUGCAGGAAGAACCAUCUCGAUGUGCUAAGUGUCGUUAUUACUGUAGGACUGGUUCAACGUUUGUUUUUUCACACAUCGGUCUCUGUGGCUUAGUGGUGGGUUAUACCAUCAUGGGAGCAUUCACUUUCGAAGCCCUUGAAGCUCAGAACGAACAAACAAAACGUGAAGAAAUCAGGAACAAACGGUCAGCAAUGGUAGAAGCCCUGUGGGAUAUCACGGCAGAAACGAGUGUGUUGCACGAGGCCAACUGGACAAAACAAGCAGCAUCUGCGCUCAGGGAAUUUGAGUGGACCUUGAUAAAAGCCGUUAGGAAAGAAGGUUAUGACGGAAAGGACGAGCCUCCUUUGCAGUGGAAUUUUUCUGGUGCACUGUUAUACUCCAUUAUUGUCAUCACAACUAUAGGUUACGGAAACAUAGCUCCCAAGACGCCAUGGGGUAAAAUGGUUACCAUCCUAUACGCCAUUAUUGGGAUACCGCUUAUGCUCUUGUGUUUGUCAAAUAUAGGGGACGCCAUGGCUCAUUCUUUUAAGUUCAUCUACUGGAAGGUUUGUUGUUACUUAUGUAUCAAGCCACGCAAAAAGCGCCGAGGAAACAGGCCUUCUUUUCGCCAUAGUGCACGAUAUUCGGCUGGCCGGAAUCCUUUCUUGGACUACGGAAAAAACCCAGAAUUCGUAGACACCAUCAGUCGAAGUAGCUACUACACCGCUCCAGGUGAAGGGUUAUCGGUUAGUGAUUAUAGUCCCCAUUCUCCUACUUCGCCACCUACUUCCCCUACCUCUCCUACUUCUAUCGGACUAGGCUCCCCUCGGUUUCCAGCACCCCCUCAGGGGAGACCCUACAGUGAUAUCAACCAGGUACCGGUGAUACCUAACAAGUAUGUACUUCAGGGUAGAGAAGAUGUCUCAUUUGGCUUGUCUACUCCAACUGGAGUGCGAACAGAGCAACCUAGCCUAUAUAGCCCACCCACCAAGUCCAGACGUGCGGACCAGUGUAGUUGGGGAAACCGUCGACAGGCGGAGCCUGUAGAGUUAGACCUCAUGGAGGAGGAAUCUGGGUCGGAAGAUAGCGAUGAUGAAAAAGAAGAAGUUACUGUUCCUAUCUGGUUAUGUUCAGCAGUUGUGAUUGGUUAUAUUUGUGGUGGGGCGGUCCUUUUCACUAUCUGGGAGGGCUGGAACUUUUUAGACAGUUCAUACUUCUGUUUCGUUACAUUAACAACCAUUGGAUUUGGAGAUCUGGUCCCUGGUACAGCCGUAUUGUCGGAAGAUGCCCAAUUAACCCUAGGAUUGUGCGCCCUCUACCUACUGUUUGGCAUGGCACUUCUGGCAAUGUCCUUCAACUUGGUACAGGAGGAGGUAACUAAGUCAGUAAAGUGUGUGGGGCGGAGAAUCGGAAUACUCUCAGACGAAGAGGACGAUAAUUGAUAUUGAACCUGAUAUUCCAGAAAAAUGUGCAAAUAACUAAAUUUAUUACACGCUGAUGUGCUUGUAUAAUUUCCAGAUGCGUGUUUUUAUCAUGAGAUACUUUGAGUCACGAUCGUGUAAUCAAGAGCAGAAGCAGGAAGAAAAGACAAACACCGAAAGCUUGGUACAUCUUAUACCUGUAAGUUAUGAACAAUAACAAGAGAUCUGUAGGGUAGAUCCGAAUUAAGGGGAAAAAAUAACAAAAACCACAGACUCCAUGCUAAAAAAAACCGUUGCGAAGAAAUAACUUGGUUGUAGAAGUAGACAAACACUGUUGAGAGUGGUUGGUGAGACGCAGACAAACACUGUAAUAGGCAAUAACAGGAAUGUAUCAAAGUUCGUCACAAUCACCUUGGGGAUUUUGGUAUUUGAUUUUACACAGCAAAAAAA